AUGGCGACGUCCGUGUUUCGGAGGCAGGUGCUGCUGUGUUGCAGGCAUUCAAGAACAAAUUCGAGACAAUUUACAAGACAAGUAAACAUUAAAAAGGUCUUAACGCCCUCGACAGCUAUCGGGGCAACGAUAACUGGUGUAUUAGCGUGGAAAACAUGGCAUACUAGACAAGAAUCGUCAGAAAUCUUACCAGUUGUGACGGCCAAAUCUGAGGGUCAAGAUGAACGUAAAGAUUCCCGAAUUCCCCACACGUACAGAGAGGUACGAUUCAGACAGUUUGCCUCAGUGGAAUACAAAGGUGUUACUUACAUGACACCCCAAGACUUCCUGGAAUCUGUCACCGAAGAAAUGCCAAGACCCAGGAUAGGUCGAACAAAACUGUCAGACAAGGAGGUGGAUAGUCUGCUGAAAAACACACCAACAAGGGCAAAGGGUACCAACAAGCUGUUCAGGAAACUUCAUAACCAAGGUCUGAUCUCCUACACAGAGUACCUGUUCCUGCUAUGUGUCCUCACCAAGCCCCAGUCAGGUUUCAGAAUUGCAUUCAAUAUGUUUGACACGGAUGGAAACCAGAUUGUGGACAAAAAAGAAUUCCUUGUGUUGGAAAGCUUCUUCACCCUUCCCCCCGCGGAACGAAAGUUUGUCCCAAGGCCGCAGCAAAAACUGCAGGCAUUACUUGAUCUGGAGCGAGUCUUCAGUAAAGAGCAUACUGAGGCCGGGAGCGAGACAAUUAACAGGGAGAACACCGUGGCUAAAAGUGUUGACCCAGUACAGGACACCACUCUCCUUAUCCAUUUCUUUGGACCCAAGGGUAAACAGGCACUCAAGUAUGAGGAUUUUCACAGAUUCAUGGAGAAUCUGCAGUCAGAGGUAAUUGAGUUGGAAUUUAUGGAGUUCUCUAAAGGCAUGGCCACUAUCUCAGAGCAGGAUUUCGCACGCAUACUUCUUCGCUACACCAUGUUCGACAAGACAGACGUUGAAGCUUGCAUCACACGUGUCAAAGAACGUAUUCCUGCUGAACAGGGCAUCACUUUCGAAGAGUUCAAACAGUUCUGUCAGUUCCUGAACAGUCUAGACGACUUCACCAUCGCCAUGAAAAUGUACACAUUUGCUGACCAGGCAGUCUCCAAAGAACAGUUUCAGAGAGCUGUCUAUGUAUGUACAGGCAACACUCUCAGUCCACAUUUGGUCAAUACGGUAUUCCAGAUUUUUGAUGCUGAUGGAGACAGCCACCUUAGUCACAAGGAAUUUAUUUCUAUCAUGAAAGACAGGCUACACAGAGGAUCUCGGAAAUGGAAGAAAUUUUACUUGGCGUCACACCUGAUGCAUACCCAAGACAACUGGAGUUCGUUCAAAUCAUGUGUAAAGAACGAAAUGAGGUCCUACUAAAGGAUAUAACCCUCCUUGUGACAUUUCUGUAUGGGAGAAUCAAAAGCUGUUCCUUAGACAGCAAAAUGAUUUCAUCUUUAAAUCUCUCACCACUGGAGUUAUAAGUCAUUUUCAGAAUCAAUUCAACCACCAACCUCAUAUUUCAAGCAUGACAGGUCGAUGGUUUGUGGAGGACGUCCCCAGCAUUGCCUUAUAUGGAACACAUCUUUCAUAAAGAUGACUUUUCCUGAAGGCGUAUCCAACUUCCAACCUUUUGUCUCUGAACUUAUUGACUUUAAUGACCUUGUGGAUGAAAUUUGACCAAUGAAAGUAUCUCACCCAUUUGUACAUUGCAUGCUUAUUAAUUAUUCAUGUAUUUCAGAAAUUUUUAAGGGAGCUUUUUUGUGAAAUUAUCGAAAUUUUUUCAUUAUCUUUCUUGUGUAUUUUUUUUCGCAUAACAUAAUUUCUCCUUGGAGAUAUAUUUGUAGGUUUUGAAGCGAGCCUGACUGACUGACUUGGUUAACACACUGUGAUCAAAGAAUAGGGGUGGCACUGUUGUUCUCUAUGGAAAUAACUCGUUAGCUCUAGUUGUUUAAACUCCAUAUUUAAAAAAAAAAUAAGGUACAUAUAGAUCAGUCUGUUAUUCAUGAAAAAAUUCAAACGUCUGUAAAAAAAAAUCCCUCAAAUAAGAACAAUUAGUAGUUAUAAAUUUCUAUUUAUCAUCCACAUUCAAAAGAAACCUUGCACAGUGACCUUUGACCUUGGUUAUCAAAAUACUUUUAGGAUGUCAGAUUUGAACAGUGUGAGGAAAGGAUCAAAAAGUUGUACUUUCAUCUGUCAGAUUUUCAUUUUUUGAUUUUCAAUUUUUACUACAUUCUUGAAAAAAAAAGUUUUAUGUUGAAGACAUUAGUCUAAAAAGUUUAGGACAGAUGGACUUCACAGUGAAAUGCUAGUUACAGAAGAGAAUAUACACUGUUAAACUUUAGAAUGUACAUAAAAUGGAAUUUUGUAUCAACUGCUAUUUCUAGAAAAUUUGCAAUAUUCCUGUGUUCUGUGUUAUUAGUAGCUAUUAGUAAACGACAUGUCUUUUUUUUCUUCAUUUUUCUGUGUAUAUUAUUUCUGUAUUGAUAUUUCACAGUGUAUGAUAAAGGCUAUAUUUUCUAUCCACAGUAAAGACUAGUAUGAACUGGGUAUAGAAUUUUGUUAAAUAAGGAUGUAUAUUAUUACAGGAUUGUUCUAUAGUACAUGUUACUCACCUAUAUGUCCUUAGUUCCUUCACUUAGGAAGUCCCAAUAAUUCUGUCGAUUAGAGCUAAAAUUGUCCUAUCUUGAGGUGCUUUGUUUGGUGCUUCUUGCACAUGGCUGUUAGUGCUUCUGAGGAAGCUGAGAAAUAUACCAGUCUAUUCCAACAUGAUUGUGUCCAUGUGUAAAAAUACUUCACUUAGUUAUUGCCUUGGACAGCAUAUGGAAACCUGGCCUUCCAUAUGUUGUUCAUUGAGGUACCCCACUAGCCCACAAGGAGACUCCCCCUGAUAAUGACCCUGGCUAUUAACAGGAUAAUUUACCCAGUCAUUAUCACCUUUCUUUGUAGAUUCCUUAUUUUGUUGCUUAUUGCUAUGUUUACUUAGCAAUAAGCCUGAACAAUUUAUCAGAUAGUAAAUAAGCUUUCCGUAACCUUUAGCCAGAAGUAACACCUAUCAUCGUUGUUGGAUUGCUCCAUCAGGUGUAUCUACAAUCAUUAUCUAUGCUUAUUUAAACCUGUUAUUUUCCUACAUAUUUUAAAUUCUGUUUUGGAAUUGUUGAACUUUUGAAUUCUAUGAAAUAAAAAAAUCUUUACCUUUA
Messenger RNA from Ylistrum balloti, 3209 nucleotides. RefSeq names its product calcium uptake protein 3, mitochondrial-like. The transcript has 13 exons. Gene Ontology annotation, biological process: calcium import into the mitochondrion; mitochondrial calcium ion homeostasis. The coding region runs from base 1 to 1389 and encodes 462 amino acids. Gene Ontology annotation, cellular component: uniplex complex. The record is from RefSeq and is a predicted model, not a curated record. NCBI's taxonomy places the organism in Eukaryota, Metazoa, Mollusca, Bivalvia, Pectinida, Pectinidae. Gene Ontology annotation, molecular function: calcium ion binding.